Molecule: messenger RNA, 351 nt
Organism: Penicillium taxi
Lineage: Eukaryota; Fungi; Ascomycota; Eurotiomycetes; Eurotiales; Aspergillaceae
Exons: 1
Coding region: 1-351 (116 amino acids)
Source: RefSeq, a predicted model, not a curated record
AUGGACGACUCUAGAUGGCCAACGUUUAUCGUCGAAACUGGUAUGUCGGAGGGUCUACUUCAGCUUGAGAGGGACGUAUUAUGGUGGUUCAAUAAUUCUGGGGGUGAGACACAUUUUGUUCUUUUGAUCAACAUUACCACUUCAAAAGUUAGCUUUUUUUCUCUGGCGACUUUCACCCCGAAUUCACCUUCUCCCCUCUCCUUAGGAUAUAUAGGUAAUUUAAGGCGCACGAAUACGCUCCUUCCGAUGACUAUGACACCCCUUAUCUAUAACAGCCAAUCUGUCUACAAAAAAUCUACGCCUGGCGUCCAGGCGGUAAAGGCAUCCGGCUCGCAGUAUCGGGGCAGUUAA